ACGCCCGGAGCCCGCCCCAGACCCCCUGCCUUGGCGCCCCGGAGCCCCCACCUCCGGAGCCCCGGCGCGACGGCCCCGCAACCUCGCAGCAGCUGAUGGCGCCGCAGCCGGGCCGGGCGCUGCAGAAGCCAGGGCGCAGCUAGCGCGGGGGCAGCGCGCCUGCCAGCAGCUAGCCCGGCCUGCACCCGGGCCCCGCCGGCGGUCGCUGCCUGGUCCCGAAGGUGGGGCCCAGGCCUGGUUGCCAUGGACACCGUGUCCCUGGAGCACCAGAUCCAGAGCGCACAACGCCACAUCAGCUUCCUGAAGAAGGAGCAGAUGGCCCUGCUGCGGGACCUGCACCUGGAGAUCCUGAGGCUGCAGAAACGCUGCUCAGAACUGACCCACGACCUGGAGAUGAGAGAAGCGCAAUCCCACCAGCAAGAGGAGGCGUCCCGGGAGCUGGAGAGCAAGUGCCGGGCCCUGGAAUCGCAGCUGGAGGCGCGGGCAGCAGCCAACGCCGAGCUGCGGCGGGAGGUGGCCCAGCGCGAGGCCCUGGUGUCGGCGCUGCGCUGCAGCCUGCGCGCCGAGGAGCGCCGCUUCCUAGAGGAGCUGCGGCGCCGCAGCCACCGCGCCACCGUGCUGGGUACCGAGCUGCAGAAGCACACCGAGGCGGCCGCCUACCUCUCCUGCCAGCUGCACGCCGCGCGCCAGAGACUGCAGGCCCCGCGCGCGGGCCCCGCCGCCGUCAGCGCCGCCUCGGCCGGGGCCGCGGAGCCCCGACCCCGCCGGCGCGCGCAGCGAGCCCGUCGCCUGCCCACCGACGCCGCCGUCGCCAAGGGCUCCAGCCGGGACUGGGCCACCUGGGACCGCGAGGCCGGUGCCCUGGACGACGCCGAGCCCAUGCCCGACCCCGCGGUCUUCCUCUACGCCCGGAGGCCCCCGCGGCCCAGCGGCCGCAGCCCGCGCCAGCCGCCUCCCCGGGAGCCCUCGGACCAAGCUGGCCCGCAGCCGGGGCCCUGCCGGAGCCCACCCGCCGCGCCCGGCCCGCCCACUGCACCCGGGGACCCGGAGUAGGCUUGCGGCUGGGGGACAGUAGGGUGGAGAG
Molecule: messenger RNA, 1084 nt
Organism: Ochotona princeps (American pika)
Lineage: Eukaryota; Metazoa; Chordata; Mammalia; Lagomorpha; Ochotonidae
Gene: CCDC92B
Product: coiled-coil domain containing 92B
Exons: 4
Coding region: 244-1053 (269 amino acids)
Source: RefSeq, a predicted model, not a curated record